CCUGUCCCUUGAGAAUCACAACCACAGCUCCAUUCAGAAUUAAUCAGUCUACUCUUCACAAGUACGUACAUGUGUUGUACUUUGAUGUUCUGCUCUCAUUAUAUCUCAGCUGACUCGUCAUCAAUUUUCAAAGCGUUUCCACGUUGAAUAAUGGCCGGCCGGCCGGCCAGCCUAGAAUUUUGUCAGGAUGGAAUUUAACCACGUAACAAAUUUGUUAUGUACAGACUACAGACAAUUGAAGACCUUUAUUGGACAGGGCUUCGGAUAGCAUAACAACACCAUAAGUGUUGUUAGUAUAACAACAGGGGUAUAAGGGUCAAUUGCACACAUAUUAAUUAAUAAGUUAUUUUCUUUUAGCUGGUAUUAAAUUUGAAAUUCGAAAUUAAUGAUAAAAAUUCAUUGAAGCGCGCAAUUUGCCAUUUCCGUUUUCCCCUUCCCCUCUGCUCACGAACUGCUCUCCGACUUCUCCUUCGGUUGCUCUCUCCCUGUUCUCGCGAUUCCGUUUCCUCCGUCGGCGAUUCCGUCUGCGGCUUGUGGAUUUCGUUCGCGCGAUUUUGUUUCCUCCUUCGGCGAAGUUAAUUUCGAGGUAUUCCGCCGGUGAUUUCCUCCGCUAAACUGUCUUCUCCUCUGUCGUCAGUUUUGGCCUUCGAAGUCGCCGUUGUCGUUGUGGCGUCGCCGGAGUUCCACUUGUAUGGUGUUAGUUUGGCGUCGCCGUUGUCGUUUUCGUUAGCAUUGUCGUUGCUUGCUGCUGCUAUUGAAUUUAUAACUGUCGUUUUCAGGUUUGCUCUCUAUUACUUUCGUUUUCCACUUUUCUGCGAUGUUUUGACGCAUGCAGUCUAGAUUUGUUGUAGGAGACGAGGAAAUUUCAUAAUUGUGCGUUGUGGUUAGGUUUUGUGUGUUCUGAUUAGGUUUUGUUGAAUGUUUUAGGGUUUCUGUGGUGUGCUUUGCAUGUUUUAGGGUUUCUGGUUUCUCAUGAGUCGUUUGUGGUGGUGUUCAGUAGUGCUGUUGUUUUGUUCUUAUUUUUGGUGGUUUGCUUUGUGUUUGGUGACGGUUAGGAUGUUUGUGGGUUUGAUUGGGACCUUUCUGGAGGUUUUUAAUGAAACUAUUGUGUAUUUCCAGGCUGCUGUUGGUGGUUCUUUUAAAAGGUUUUGUGGUUAGUGUUUCGGAUUUCACAGUUUCGUUUAGGAGAUUUACUGGUGUGCAUUUGCAGUAGUUGUUUGUCUCUUUUACAUCUGAUUAUUGAGUUGUUUGUGGUGGUGUUCAGUAGUUCUGUUGUUUUGUUGUUUAUUUUGGUGGUGCGUUUUGUGUUUGGUGACAUUUAGGGUGUUUGUGGGUUCGAUUGAGGCCUUUCUGUAUGUUUUUAAUACAACUAUGGUGUAUUUCCAGGGUGAUGUUGGUGGUUUAUUUGCAGUUGUUUGUCUCCUUUAAAUUUGAUUAAUGGAUUGUUUUCAUGGUUUUACAGUUUGCAUUAGGCCCUUGAUGGUUUGCAUUUUAUAUGUUCUGGUAUUAGAUUGCUUAUGUUGGUUUGUGUUUUGGUUGCUUUGUAGGCAAUGGCACCUGCUAAGAAACGUGCAGUAAAAGGGAAAGAAAAGGAAAAAGUAUCGACACCUAAGAAAGAUGGUGUUUCUCCUGUGGCUGGAAAGCCGGAUAAGAGGCAUCGCAGUAAUACUAAUCGUAUUCUUGCCAUCAUGGAAGCUGACAGUACAACUGAAGAAAAAUUGCAGAUGCUUGAUCCUCUGGGUUUUAGGGGUGUGUCGAGGGUUAAGCUUACGAGACUCCCGGAUAAUUUUACUGAAUGGAUUUGCAAAAGUUUUGAUGUCAGUUCAAGGUCUUUCCCGCUGCUUCGGUCAGGGAAGUUUAGAAUUGGAGAGGCAGAUGUGGAGAGAGUUUAUGGUUUGCCGCGUGGACCGUAUGCUGUUAAGCUGGAUAUGUUUAGUGCAUCCCAGAGGCACAAGUGGGGAAUUGAGUUAGGGCUUUGCAAUACUAGGAAAGGAAAGGCGACAUUGGCGAAUGUUAAACUGGCAUUGGAAGAGGAGAGGGACAAUAAGAAGUGGAGGGAUCUUUUUGUGCUGUAUGCAAUGGAGGCAGUUCUGUGCCCCAGUGGAAAUUUGAAGAUUGACCUCUCCUAUGCUGGGUUUUUGCAAGAUGAAAUGGUCGAUGACUUCAACCAAUAUAAUUGGUGUAAGCAUGUGGCUGACCAUUUCAAUGAAAGUAUGGUUGAAGUGGUUCAAUCAAAAUCAAAGUUCCCUGGUGACGUUCAUCUUCUUUUUGUAAGUAGAAAAAUAUACCUCUUUUCGAAGUUUGGUUUACUGUUUCAUUUAUGGUUUGUUUAUUGACGAAUGUGGUGUGGUUGAAGUUGUUUAUGGUUUGUUUAAUAAUAUUUAUGGUUUGCU
Messenger RNA from Linum trigynum, 2393 nucleotides. Lineage: Eukaryota; Viridiplantae; Streptophyta; Magnoliopsida; Malpighiales; Linaceae. The record is from the annotation of a GenBank genome assembly.